Messenger RNA from Onychomys torridus (southern grasshopper mouse), 691 nucleotides. It is a transcript of the gene Ciao2b, whose product is annotated as cytosolic iron-sulfur assembly component 2B. Lineage: Eukaryota; Metazoa; Chordata; Mammalia; Rodentia; Cricetidae. Bases 42 to 551 code for a protein of 169 amino acids. Gene Ontology annotation, biological process: iron-sulfur cluster assembly. The transcript is spliced from 5 exons. Gene Ontology annotation, cellular component: cytosolic [4Fe-4S] assembly targeting complex. The record is from RefSeq and is a predicted model, not a curated record.
AGUACACACCACCCGGGGGUUGUGGGAACCGCAGUUCCGGGAUGGUGGGCGGCGGCGGUGGCGGCGGCGGCGGCGCGGGUCGCGGCGGCCUUCUAGAGAACGCCAACCCCCUCAUCUAUGAGCGCUCCGGGGAGCGGCCAGUGACGGCGGGCGAGGAAGACGAACAGGUGCCGGACAGCAUCGACGCCCGCGAGAUCUUUGAUCUUAUUCGCUCCAUUAAUGACCCGGAGCAUCCACUGACACUAGAGGAAUUGAACGUAGUUGAGCAAGUUCGGAUCCAGGUUAGCGACCCCGAGAGCACAGUGGCGGUGGCUUUCACACCCACCAUUCCACACUGCAGCAUGGCCACGCUUAUUGGCCUUUCUAUCAAAGUCAAGCUUCUUCGAUCCCUUCCCCAGCGCUUCAAGAUGGAUGUGCACAUUACACCCGGGACCCACGCCUCGGAGCAUGCAGUGAACAAACAGCUUGCAGAUAAGGAGCGAGUGGCAGCUGCCCUGGAGAAUACCCACCUGCUGGAGGUCGUUAAUCAGUGUCUGUCAGCCCGCUCAUGAGCCUGGCUUUUGACCACCAGCCUGCACACAGAUGUCCUGGCCUCAGCUCCACCAAGGGCUUGUGGCUUUGUUUUCUUAAAUCACUGACAAUGAGAAACUAACAUUUUUCAUUUUGUAAUAAACCCCUAAUUUAUAUUCAU